This is a messenger RNA of Photinus pyralis (common eastern firefly), 836 nucleotides long. Its product is annotated as RING finger and CHY zinc finger domain-containing protein 1-like. Lineage: Eukaryota; Metazoa; Arthropoda; Insecta; Coleoptera; Lampyridae. The record is from RefSeq and is a predicted model, not a curated record. Bases 193 to 744 code for a protein of 183 amino acids. Gene Ontology annotation, biological process: ubiquitin-dependent protein catabolic process; protein ubiquitination. Gene Ontology annotation, molecular function: ubiquitin protein ligase activity; zinc ion binding. The transcript is spliced from 5 exons. Gene Ontology annotation, cellular component: nucleus.
GCAUGGCCGCCUGUAAAAAUUAAAGAAAAACUCUGCCGUUGUUAAAUUUCACCUGCAGACAUGCCGCUUAGACCACUAAUCAAGCAAGCUUUGAAAAAUAUGAAUGCUGCAUACUUACUUAAACAAGCUGUCAGGUGAAUUAUUUUUGGCGUCUUAAUUUCGUCUCAUCAGGGUGUUUUCCAAUUUACAAACAUGGCGGAAGCUGCAACUUCCCAAUUUUGGCAGUCAGGCUGCGAACACUACAAACGGCAUUGUCGAAUUAUGGCCCCGUGUUGUAACAACGUAUACCCUUGCCACGUCUGUCACGAUGAGAGUGAGGAUCACGCUUUAAUUCGUACAAGCAUCAGUAAGCUGCUGUGCAUCGCUUGCAAUACCCUUCAGGACGCGAAAAAGCAAUGUGACUCUUGUCGUGCUUCGUUCGGAAAGUACGCGUGUCUUCUGUGCUUCAUUUUCGACGAUUAUUGGAAAGGGCAGUUCCACUGCGAUAAGUGCGGGCUGUGCCGUGUGGGGGGUCAAAACAAUUACUUUCAUUGUACGGAAUGCAACAUGUGCUUGGCACGUACAUUGAUGGAUAACCAUAAGUGCGUGACGGAUUGUGCCGCCGGGAACUGUCCGGUUUGUGCCGAAAACUUACACACCACACGUAAAACACUUCACGUAUUGCCGUGCGGGCACAUACUACAUUCGCAAUGUUAUGAAGCGGUGAAAAACGAACAAGAAAGCUGCACUGUGUGUGAGGUGUAGGUGGUAUGAUCCAUUCCAGUUGAUAAAGUGUUCUAGUUUUGUAUUUCUUUUGGUGUAUUUAAAUGUAACGUAGGUACCAAAUAAAUUUUUCU